Molecule: messenger RNA, 1406 nt
Organism: Rhinichthys klamathensis goyatoka
Lineage: Eukaryota; Metazoa; Chordata; Actinopteri; Cypriniformes; Leuciscidae
Product: SAM pointed domain-containing Ets transcription factor
Exons: 6
Coding region: 207-1220 (337 amino acids)
Biological process (GO): regulation of transcription by RNA polymerase II; cell differentiation
Cellular component (GO): nucleus
Molecular function (GO): sequence-specific DNA binding; DNA-binding transcription factor activity, RNA polymerase II-specific
Source: RefSeq, a predicted model, not a curated record
CACACACACACACACACUCUUGUCACUACAGUAUUAGUCACUGAGGUUAGUAAUGUGGUACUCCACAAUUUCAUCCCGUCGUGUUCCCUGUUGAGUCUGAGGCCUAGAAUUAGUCCCACAUUUGAGAAACAAGCGGAAACCAGAGGAAACAAGGAAAGGCCUUCCUGUUCGCACCUGCAACUCUGUCUUCACCUGGACAGGAGACAAUGUCCAGUCCAGUCCGAAUCCAGACAGACAGCGCUGUUCUUCAGCCGCCGCGCUCCACGGGCUUCACCGAGAGCUCGCUGGCCCUUCUCAAGCGAGAAGAUGGCGUAGUGCAAACCUCAGAGAUGGUCGACCACAAACCCCGUCUCGACGGCUCGGACCGAGGCCAUCCGGGACUCUACCUGUCCUGCUUCGACAUGCUGUUCACCGAGGACACAGCCUGGCUGGUGAGGCUGCCGGAUUCCUCCACGCCCGAGGCCGGGUCCAGGCUGGACUCGUGUCAGGAACCGGAGCAGUGUCCCGUGAUCGACAGCCCCGGCCUGGGAACCUCGCCGCUGUCUCCCACCCUGGAGGAACAGGUGGAGGAGAGAUCUCUAGAGCAGGUGCAGAGUCUGGUAGUGGGAGAAGUCCUGAAGGACAUCGAAACAGCUUGUAAACUUCUCAACAUCACACCAGACCCGAUGGAGUGGAAUAGUGGGAACGUUCAGAAGUGGCUGUUGUGGACGGAGCAUCUCUACAGGCUUCCUCAGGUGGGAAAGGCCUUCCAAGACCUGGAUGGGAAAGAUUUAUGUUCCAUGAGCGAGGAAGACUUCCGACAGCGUUCUCCACAGUGCAGUGAAACGUUACACGCACAUCUGGAUAUAUGGAAAUCAGCUGCCUGGAUGAAGGAGAAAUGUUCAGGUGGAGAGACCAGGAUGAGAGAAGGUGAAGAGCUGUGGUCAGAAGCAGAUUCGUCUUGUUCUGGUCAGCCGAUCCACCUGUGGCAGUUCCUCAGAGAACUUCUCCUCAAACCCCACAGUUACGGACGCUGCAUCCGCUGGCUGAAUAAAGACAAAGGGAUCUUCAAGAUCGAAGACUCUGCUCACGUGGCACGUCUCUGGGGUUUGAGGAAGAACCGUCCGGCUAUGAACUAUGACAAACUCAGCCGCUCUAUUCGGCAGUACUAUAAGAAGGGCAUCAUCCGCAAGCCAGAUGUCUCGCAAAGACUCGUCUAUCAGUUUGUCCAUCCAGUAUAAGAGAGAUAGCGAACUCAGAACUAUAUGAACUGACAAACCCUCCUACACUUUUCUUGCUUUAUUUUGGAGAUUAUUCCUGGGUUUUGCACAACAGCGAAACCAAGAAAAAUUUAAGAAAGUUUUCUAAGUAUAAAAUAUAACUGUGCUUGGAAAGGUCCGAUAUAAACUUGCACUCUUUUAAAAACA